AUGUCUGUGCCACCCCUGAUACGAUGCCACGGAGUGCGAUCCCCGCACGCCAAGGCCAUCAAUGGCAUCUACGAGUACAUGGGCGCCCACAGCGGCCGGCCCUGCUAUAGACAGACAGGUGUCUCCAGCGGCAACUUUGUUUGGUAUUGCCAGGAUGCCCUGGAAGGAGCCAUGUGGGUCGUCACCCACCAAGAGGCGCGACCAGGAGAAGCGCCCGAGAGCGCCGUGGCAAGAGCUCCACACCUUGGGAGAUGGCCCUGGGAGGUGGAGGGCUGGCAGGUUUGCAGCCGGAACGAUGUCUUCUUGGACCAGCCUAAGAUGGGCUUCAGCCUGGUUCUGCCGGCGGCAGAGCUCAUCGUUCAGGCCCCGGCCAUGGACGCCUCGCCCUCGGCCUGUGGCUUCCGCCGCGCCGGCUUCGUCCACGGCAAGGUGGCCUUCCGCAGGACGGGAGACUCUUGUGAUCCCGGCAUCACGAGCCUUUGGCUCUUCUGGAUGCCCAAGCAGGGCCGAUGGCUUCUGGCCAACGUGAAGCCUGGGGGCACCGGCGUUCAGAGCGUCGUGGCGAGGAGCCUCCCGGACGAUGGCUCCACCUGGGCCUCGCUUUGGCCCUGGGAGGUGGAGGCGGAGGGCUGGGAGGCACCUACUGCAGAUACCAUUGGGCUGGAAGAUGCCGACGCCAUUUGGGUGCCCAACAGGGAUAUUGCUGUACGCCUGGCUAGCCCAGGAAUUGUCAUUGGCAGCGUGGAGGAUUGGGGCGCGCCGCCCAAGGUGAUUUGUGGCUUCUACGAGCCGCGAGGUAUGGCCAAUAGCCGGGUCUACUACGUCAUGGUGCCGGAGGACAUUUCCUUGGAGACCAGCACAGGGCCGAUGUGCCUUUGGUUCGCCGAGGAGUCGGGAGAUGAAUUGAAGCCGGAGGCGGCGAUACUCUCCGGCAUGUCAGCGGUGGCUGCCACCUUGGGCAAACGCCUGGCCGGCCGGUGCUUUGCCAACCCGCGAACUUCGUUGUUGACCUCCUCGGCCCGAUCGGCGGCGCAGAUCCCGAGAAGGAUCGAUGUCCUCUCUGGUCACCUGGGCGCCUCUCCGGCCGCGCGGCCGGUCACCGAGCGUAGGUCACGGGCGGCCAUGGUGGCCGCGGCCACCGCCGCGGGCAUGGCCGGGGGCGUCUUAGUGGCAGAGCAAUCCCCGAAGUCGGGGUCGGAGUCGGGGCUGAGCUUCGAGCAGAUCGGCAAGCUCCCGCGGCCAGGGUUUCAGACCAUCGGCGCUGCGACCUUUCUGCCCGAUGGGUCCCACGUGCUCUUCCUGAAGAGCUCAGAGUACGGCAGCCUCUCGCGGCAGCUCUAUGCCAUGGAGGUGUCCUCCGGCAAGACCUUCCCGCUGGCCUGCACGCCCCCGGGCACCGGGGAGGAGAAGGAACUAACCCUCGAGGAGAAGCUGCGGAGAGAGCGGGCGCGGAUGAUGAACACCGGGGUCACAUCUUUCAAGGUGGCCGGCAGCGGCCACGGCCGGGUGCUGGUGCCCAUGGCAGGGGCGCUGUAUCUGCGCGAGGGCAUCAAGGACCAGGAGCUGCGUCGGAUCUUCGACCCCGCGGAAGCCUUGGGAUCUGGGCCCAUCAUCGACCCACAGAUCUCCGAGGACGGUUCCCUGGUGUGCUUCGUGUUCAAGGACGAGGUCUACUGCGUCCCGGCAGACGGCUCGGCUAAACCCCGGCAGCUGACGACUGGGGCGCGGGGCUGCGGCAAGACCCACGGCCUCGCGGACUUUUUGGCGCAGGAGGAGUUGGAUAGGUACGAGGGCUUUUGGAUCUCCCCGGACGGCGGGAUGGUGGCCUACGAAGAGGUCACCGAGGCCCACAUCCCUCAGUUCCGCAUCAUGCACUCUGGCUCAGACUCCGUGGGCGACAGCUCCCAGGAGGACCACCGGUAUCCCUUCGCGGGUGAGAAGAACCCUGUGGUGAAGCUGUGCGUGGUGUCGGCGAAAAGUAACGCGGACGCGGCCGCGGGCGCGGCACCGGCGGUGACCUGCUUUGACCUGACCAAGUCCUUCGGCGAGGACCUGUACUUGGCGCGGGUGCAGUGGAUGCCGGAUGGCUCCAUCAUUGCGCAGGUGCUGAACCGAGAGCAGACGCAGCUGGCGGUGCUGAAGCUGGACCCACAGAAGGGCUCGGUGGAGACCUUGUUCACGGAGAAGACCCAGGUGUGGGUGAAUGUGCACAACAUGCUGAAGCCUUUGGACAAGGGCCGCUUCCUCUGGGCCAGCGAGCGCAGCGGCUUCCGGCACCUCUACAUCUACGAGCCCAAGGAUGGCUCGCUGACGCCAGUGACCAGCGGCAACUGGGAAGUUGAGGAGGUGGUGGCAGUGGAUGAAGCCAAGGGCCAGGUGUAUUUUAUGGGCACCUCGCAGGACAACUGGCUGGGCCGGCAGCUGUUCCGUGCCAGCCUGACCGGUGGCAAGCAGCAGAAGGUGUUUCAGAUCACCAAGGAGCAUGGCAUGCACAGCGUAGUCGUGGACAAGCAGUGCAAGUUCUUCGUGGACACCUCCAGCGCCAUGGACCGCCCCGCCUCCGCCAAGCUGCGGAGCCUGGCCGACGGCAAGGAGGUCACCCCCAUCGACACCAACAAAGAUCCCCUCCUGGAGACGCUGAAGCUUCAGCCCCCGGAGCUCUUUACGCUGCCCUCCAGCGAUGGCAAGGUCACGCUGCAGGCGGCGGUGUACAAGCCGGACAAGGCUCGCUUCGGGCCCGGGCCCUACCCCACGGUGGUGAGCUGCUACGGGGGUCCCCACGUGCAGCUGGUGAGCGACAGCUGGGGCAUGACAGCGGACCUGCGAGCGCAGGCCCUCAGGAGAAAGGGGUACUUGGUCGUGAAGUGUGACAACCGAGGCAGUUUCCGCCGGGGCCUGGAGUUCGAGGGCGCGCUGAAGUUCGACAUGGGGAAUCUGGAAGUGGAAGACCAGGCGGCAGCAGUGCGGUGGUGCGCGAAGCAGGGCUUGACAGAUCCCAAGCGCGUAGCAAUCUACGGCUGGAGCUACGGCGGCUAUCUGAGCGCCAUGUGUCUCGCCAAGGCCAGCGACGUUUUCAAAUGUGCCGUGGCUGGGGCACCAGUGACCAGCUGGGAUGGCUACGAUACCUGCUACACAGAGCGGUACAUGGGCACUCCACAGAGCAACGAGAAAGGCUACAAGAGCAGCUCAGUGAUGGAUCAUGUUGGCACCAUGAAGGGCGACCUUCUCUUGGUGCACGGCUUGAUCGAUGAGAAUGUGCACUUCCGCCAUACCGCCCGGCUCAUCAAUGCCCUCAUUGCGGCCCAGAAGCCGUACCAGCUACUGCUGUUUCCCAACGCCGCUCGUGAACAAGUCGGAUGCACGGGCCGGACACUGGAAAAGCGUCCCGUUCAAGUGGUCAUUUGUUUGGGUGGGGGGGCAAGAAUACCUUUCGGUGGAAUCGGACAACCACAAACACUGCACUGCAGGAAAUCUCCACAUUGA
Molecule: messenger RNA, 3483 nt
Organism: Effrenium voratum
Lineage: Eukaryota; Dinophyceae; Suessiales; Symbiodiniaceae
Source: the annotation of a GenBank genome assembly